GUUGCGUGUCAACGCCACGUUUUAGGAACACCCUUCGAGCGUCCUCAGCCAGAUGAAUCUGAAAACAUCUCGUUUUCCCACAGUUAAUACGUCUUUUUAAUGAGUAUACCGAACUAUAUACAGAGCGAAAGCAAAGAUGGAGGCAGCAAUUAAAACCGUGGUGAGUGUGUUCCUGAAGUCAUCCAAGGGCAAGGAAAACCUCGGAGGGAAGGAGUUCCAGAGCCUCGUGAAGGGCCAGCUAAAAAACAUUCUGACGGGCUCAGAGGACAAUGAGGCAGUAAAAAACAUGCGUCAACAGCUUGACAACAACCAGGAUGGGAAGGUCGGCUUCCAGGAGUAUAUGAAUCUGAUUGGCUAUCUGGCACAGACUCUCAGCGAACAGCGUUCUUUGGAAAAAGAAACCCAACCAGAGAGUUCAACCCAGGAGACGCAGGCUGAGGUGGUAGCCAAUGCACAGGCAGAGCCGGCAGCCAAUGCACAGGCAGAGCCGGCAGCCAAUGCACAGGCAGAGCCGCCGAAGGCAGAGCCACAGGCGGCAAAGGAGGUGGAGAAAGAAGACGAGCCAGUGACCGAGGAGGCAGCGGCCGAAGAGCAGAAGCCAGAGGAAGAGAAAAAAACAGAUGUGGAACAGGAAGGGGUGAAAGUUGAAGAGAAUAAAGCUGAAGAGAAGAAUAAAACAGAGGAAGCAUCGUAGGAGCUCGAGGAAGUGGAGAUUGUCGCAUCUCAAAUGCUUCUGUGUUUUUGUUCGUCAUUUUCAUUAUUGUGAUAUUUUAAUACAUAUAUAUGAAACCUG
This is a messenger RNA of Sinocyclocheilus grahami, 793 nucleotides long. RefSeq names its product protein S100-A11-like. Gene Ontology annotation, cellular component: perinuclear region of cytoplasm. NCBI's taxonomy places the organism in Eukaryota, Metazoa, Chordata, Actinopteri, Cypriniformes, Cyprinidae. Gene Ontology annotation, molecular function: calcium ion binding; calcium-dependent protein binding. Bases 137 to 694 code for a protein of 185 amino acids. The record is from RefSeq and is a predicted model, not a curated record. The transcript has 3 exons.